Spodoptera litura is the source of this 3773-nucleotide messenger RNA. RefSeq lists its product as uncharacterized. Gene Ontology annotation, cellular component: nucleoplasm. Gene Ontology annotation, biological process: regulation of DNA-templated transcription. Lineage: Eukaryota; Metazoa; Arthropoda; Insecta; Lepidoptera; Noctuidae. The record is from RefSeq and is a predicted model, not a curated record.
GUGUCAAAAUGAACGAAUUGUCGUUUGAAGUAAACAGUAUGGAUAUUUGCCAAUUGACUUCUUUAUAAAAUAUGUUUGAAAUCGUUUAAUCAAGAGUUAAUUUUAGUGGUUAAUAAAAACCCUUUAAAAUGUGGCCCAUGCUCCUCAAUAUGACACGCGACGAAUGUCGCCUCACGCUUCGCAGACUCGAAUUGGAAGCCUACUCGAAUAUGAUCAGUGUUUUUAGAGCACAAGGAGCAUUGGAAGACAACAGAAAAAAACUAUUGGAAGAACUGCGCGCCGUUUUGCAUAUAAGCAACGAUCGGCACAGUGCCGAGGCGCGCCGCGUGUCUAAUGACGAGUUAUUAGCCACAAUUGCUGAUCAGUUAGCAGGCCCAAACACAGGCUUAGCAUGGAUCAGUGAAGGACGAAGACGGGUGCCUUUGAUGCCCCGAGGAAUUGCCCAAACCAUCUACACAGAAAUAGCUGACAAAGCUGCUGAAGCUGCAGCAGCAGAAAAUAAAGAAAUCCAGAAAAGACUGGAAGCCGAGAAACUUGUUGCUCCUAAGUCCAAUGAGGAAGAAAUUCCUGAUGCUGAGGGCCAAACCGCUGAGAGUGCCCUCGCAUCUAAUGAAGCUAUGGAUGUGACUGUAUACCCUCCCGUGGCCAUGGAAGACCAGACAACUAAAAUUUGGGAAACUGAAUUAGCAAGCCGAAAGCGGAAAGUUCCAGAAGGUGGUGCAAUACCAGAGGAUGCCACUCCUGUUAAAAAUAUGAGGAACAUCCCUAUGAACACCAACCAGAAACACUUGAAUUUAUCACAGGUCUAUUCGAAAUUCUCACAACCGGCCACAAGUAAACCAUCAGGACAGUCGAAGCACUCAUAUAAUCAAGUAAGCAAAGUAUCCACCAGUAAACCCAGUCAAGGCCAUGGCCCGCGCACAACGCCGCACAAGAGCAGGUCUCACAAAAACAAGGGUGCGCAAGUUGUUGUGCCUAAAUCUCAAAUGAAAAAACAAGAACAGGCAGUUUUUCCUAGCAAACAGUACAAUCCAACCUUACAAAUGGAAUAUGCAGGUCCGCCUAACACCUUCCAGGCUAGUUACGCUCAAUCUAUAUUAGGUAAUAAAACUAAACAAGACUACAUGGAUGAAAUAAAGCCUAAAGUAUUGUCUUCCCCCGGUAUGGUGACGGACUCGCCGACCAUGCAGCUACUGACGCAGCCGGCGACAGUGCCGCACGAGCUCGAGGUCUCUGAGAACGCGCACCCCGACGACCCCACGUCGUUACAAGCGCAGAGUACGCCUGUCACUAAACACACCAUAUCCGGAAAACCUUGCCAACUUAUCAUAAAGAAUCGCGGUGAAAUUAGCACAGACAAAAAAGUACAAAUGUCUGACAUAAAGUUAUUACAAAAGCCCGCUGAGGGCAUAAAACUUUUGUCUAACAGACAAGUUGUUGUCGCGCCUAGCUCAGCUCAAAAAGCAUUAAACACUCCAGCCAAGCUCGUUACUACCAAAGUAAUCGGAUCAAUACCGAAGACACGAAAUCCCAAUACUCCACUUAUGACUGAGAAAAUGAUCGUGGUCUCGAAACCAAUGUCAGAAAAUAGAAACAUGCCCAACUCUAAAGUAAUAAUUACUUCAGCCGUGAGUACGCCGCACAAAGACGGCCACCCGACAAGUACAAACAGCAUAUCAAAUAAAUUAACAGAAACGCUUACACCUAAGGGCAUUCCUGCCACUGAUCUGAAGGUGUCUGCUAAAGCAGUAGUUUUGAACCCUAAAUCAGGACAAAAAAUGGUCGUCUUGCCUGCAAAAGCUAGGACGAAAUCUGGAAACGAGGGCCAGUUACCGCUCCUACAUUUCAAAGGCUUAUCAACUGCUAUGAAGUUAGUGCCAGUAAGCUCCCAAUCCAUUACACACAUUACAAAGACGCCCACUAUGACUGUUAUGUCUAAGCCUACUACAGUCAGCUCAAUCCCCUCCAGUGCCAAGCUCCUUGGAGUAGAGACAAUAAAAACAGCAAACCUUGCGGAUAUUGUGCCUGUAAAGGGGCUAGCACCUGUAACAACACCUAAAAUAUCCAAUCCUAUCGUUCGACCAUCUAGUGCAAAAGGUAGUGUAAUUGUAGUACAAAAGGGAACACCAAUAGGGAAAGCUUUAACUUUUGCUAAAAAUGGGAAUGACAUGUCUAAAGUAAUAAUGGGUAAAAACGUCAAUCAAUUAUUGCAAGCGUCGAAGUCUGAACAAGCGGAAGCCGCCAAGUGUGCCGGCAAUGUUAUCGUUUUAGAGUUGAACAACGAACAGACAGGUCGCACUACCACCAUGUCAGAAAUAUUAGACAGCCGAAGUAACGCGCCGCGCACUUCAGACGAGAACGUCUCAAAGAAGUUGUCUCAAAUCACCCCCGACACACCGGUACUAUUUGACAACCGGAUGACUGAGGAGACUUGUAAUGCUAGCAGCUUAGACUCGACUACCGAGAGCAUAACCGAAAUGGUACCAAUAGAAGAUAGUGGUUUGUCAUUAAUUGAAAAGGAUGAUGGCAAAUCUAAUUUUGCCAAGGAAUCUGAACCAGUGAAAGAUUCGUCGAGUGUCACUGAUUGGGAAAUGGAACUAGAUACAGUAUCGAGAAAAGGGAAAAAUGAAGACAAAUUAAAUUCAUUACACUUAGACCUAGGCAUGUCAAGUGACAGUGAGAAUGAAUACAUGUCGACCAGUCACGAAACAAAAGCCAAAUCGCAGGAGAGCUUGCAGCGGGCAACGCCAAGUGGUGAGGGCAGCGAAAUGUACAGCAGUUCGAGCGCAAUGACCCUCGCGACGCGAACGUUACUCAGCCAGCUACAAGACGACGGUUCGUCAAGUAACGAUUCCUCAUUCGCCCUGAAAACAAAAAUCGAGAAGCUAAAAGAGAGCGAUUCCAAACUGGACAAGUCAGAAUCAGAAGCGCUUACAAAAGCGAAAGAGAAACUUUCUGAAAAAGUGGCCGAAGCAAAAUCACAGCAGAAGAGAAUAGACAUUUACAGCACCGCGAUCACCACUUCCGAUAUAAAUUUAGAUUCGUUCUCGUAUCUCGAUGAGGGCGACAUGAUGGCGGGGGACGAUGUCUUCGCCACGGUGGAGGCGAAGGCGCGCGAGCCGAGGAGAGCCGACGUGCUCGACGACCAACUGAGCCGACUAUUAGGUGAAGACUCUGCUAACUCGACUGACUCACAAACUGUAAGUGAAAGUAUGCCUUUAAAUAAAUAAACAAAUGAGCAAUAACGUAGGUUAAAUAAAAAUAAUGGAACCUGUGGAAAGUAUCUUUAUUAAAAUGUAAUGAACUAGACUAAGCGCGGACAUAUAAUGUGAAGUGUAAAGUGGUGACAGUGACGGUCUCGUGGGAGGCGUGAUCAUAGUGCCCUUUUGUUUGUUCUGUUAAAUAUACAGUUUUAAAAGGUGUUUGUAUACUAUCUGGAUAUUACACAUUUCCCUUCAUAAUAAAGAGGCUAACAGAUGCAAAAUACAAAUUAGUUAUUUGGAGAUAUUCUAAUAAUAUCUAGAUUCUAGAUAUACAAGUAUUUAACUUGGGUGUGUCUAACUGAUAUUGGUAUUUAAAAAUAAAACCGUUUUCAUUUGACAUCAUGCAAUACGAUCCUGUUUAAAAAAGUCACAAAACUACUUGGUUUGGGAAAUAAAACAGAAGACGUCACGAAUAUCUCAUUUAUUGAUCUAAAGUUAUACAAGUUUGCAUUUGCUUAGUUUAAACUCAUAAUCAACAUACAGUAACUAGAAAUAUAUCUACCUACUGUU